Colletotrichum costaricense is the source of this 1350-nucleotide messenger RNA. RefSeq lists its product as uncharacterized. The coding region runs from base 1 to 1350 and encodes 449 amino acids. Lineage: Eukaryota; Fungi; Ascomycota; Sordariomycetes; Glomerellales; Glomerellaceae. The record is from RefSeq and is a predicted model, not a curated record. The transcript is spliced from 4 exons.
AUGGAGCAAAACGAAAAGCUGAAGACCCUGACCCUGGCUAAGAUUUUGGAAAGGCUCAACCUAAAGGACACAAGACACCCAGGUGAAGAUGAAAUCCAGAAUCAAGGGGAUCAGAUACGUGGAAAUCCUACGACUGUAAGGCAUUGGAUCGAGACAUCGGUAAGAAACGGCAUGAAUGACAGUGCUCCUCUCGCAUUCAUGGGCCCAUUUGGCGGUGACGGCGCUGCUCCUGCGAGCAUUCCUGCUGGGAGAGCUCCAAGUAGCCAGGCGCCGAUACCUCCCCGUCCCAGCCUGAGACCUUCUUCACCUUCACAACUCCGCCCCGGUACGUUUCCCAUACUCCUUGGCCGGGUCGAAUUCUCGCUGAUCAAACUUAGCGAGCCCAGCGGUCUCAUGCCCCAACAUCCAAUCUACAACUUCAUCUCAUCAGACGAUACCGCCAUCCCUUCUGCGACAUUCUUUUCCAAAAUCCAUUACUUCAAGUCCCGUCGGCCCGAUCGGGGUCCCCCAGCACUCGGUGAUGAAUUUCUCAUCUCCGCAGCACUCGUCGCCCCCAGUGGCCGUCCGGUGCAGAACCCGAUGGUGGCAGCGCUUUCGUCCGGGCAGCAAGCCCCUUUGAAGGCGCGACUCCAAAUGGACAAGAACCGAAGAGCCUCAGUCGUUAAGAUGACCAGCCGGGAGAAGCUUCUGAAGUCGAGCAGCCCCCUGAUCCCCUCUGCCCUCCGAAGUGUCAAAUUCCCACCUCCGUCGCUCGAGAGCACCACCGACGAGUCGAGCAGCGAUGAGCUCAUCAUUACAAACCGCGGCCAUUCGAGCAGCCAAGUUCAUCAGACUCAGAGCAGCAUGAGAAUGAAUAUCGAUUCCUCGUUCAGCCACCUGGCUCCUCCCAUGUCUCCGAACGAACUCUUCAACGCAUUCUCAUCCAUGAACACAUUCGCAGCCAACAACCCGCCUCCUUCCUUGCCCCCGAACGACCUGCUCGCGAACCCGGGCCCGGCUUGGAACUUGGACCUGCUCCAGAGCCCUCAACUCGGGCACAUCCUGCCACCUCCAGCGGAGAUCGCAGUCAGAGUCGGCAACGCGCGCACCCUCGCUCACAACGGCUACCGCGGCCCCUUCGAUAUCGGCCGCCUCACCUGCCUCAUUGAUCCGUACACUGGCGAGCCCAACCCUAUCGCCGAGACACGCCCCGAUGCCCACGGCAACAUGGUCACGUACGACAUCCACACCAACGAAGCCAUUCUCGACGUCGAGCCCUGCGAGACUGGCACCGCCCAGUGGGGCAGGAAGGGCGAGUUCACUGGCUUUGUAGAGUCGAGCGCCGCUUCGUGGGUGCUUGGUCCCGGAUAG